AUGGACUAUAGUAAACUACGUGAUCUAUCUAAGGAUGAAUUAAUAGACAAAGUAAUAGAAUUAGAUACAAUACUAAAUGAGUUUCAAGAAUCUAGUAAAGAAUUAGAACGAGCAUUAGAAAAUGAAUUACAAGAACAAGAAAGAGUUCAAUCAAAUCUAGAAAAGGAGUUAAAGACAACUCAAACAAGGUUACAAGAGGCACAUGCAAAGAUACGAGAGUUGAAUUACGAACUUAAUGAAUUACAAACAAAUACUUCAAUCACGAUAACUAAACAACAAGAUGAGAUCCAUAGUUUACAAAAGAAGCUAGUUAAGAUUGAAAUUGCCAAUGAUAGUAUGGAAUCUCAAGAUCGAAUAGUAAACAAUAAAUACAGUGUUGCGCAACAACUCAACAACGAAUUGUUAGAAAAGAUAGCAAUUUUGGAAGAUGAUUUUGAUCGAGAACGAAAAUUGAAUAUUGAAAGACAAUUACAUAUAACCAACUAUCAGAAUCAAAUACGAGAGUUGAAUGCCCGGAUCGAGACGUUGGAGACAGCACAAAGUAGAACCAAUACCAGUAAUAGCGAAGAGGAUGAAACUGGAACAGGAGAUGUUUCAAUGGUAUCCAUCCGAGAAAUGUUAAGAUCAUCACCACCACAAGGAUUUACCAAUCCUGUUGAUGUCAUAAGAAAAUCCACUUCAUUAAAGAAAUUGAAAAGUUUGACAAGAGAUAUAGAUUUGGCUUUACAUGGAAAGAUACCGACCAUCAUUGGGACGGAACAUAAGAGUACUCCUACUACUACUUAUUCUGCAAUUAAAUCUCGAAGCAGUGAGGAUUUGGUUGAAUCACGAAAGAAGGAACGACGACUUUCCCAUAGUAAGCGGUUUCUGGACUUACCUUCAAUCAAGGGGUCUCCUUCUGGUACUCGAGUUGUUAAUUUGGAUCUGGCCCCAAUUCAGUCCAAACCAGUUAGAUUAUGA
Molecule: messenger RNA, 960 nt
Organism: Hemisphaericaspora subhashii
Lineage: Eukaryota; Fungi; Ascomycota; Pichiomycetes; Serinales; Debaryomycetaceae
Exons: 1
Coding region: 1-960 (319 amino acids)
Biological process (GO): cell migration; vesicle transport along microtubule; establishment of mitotic spindle orientation
Cellular component (GO): kinesin complex; kinetochore; centrosome
Molecular function (GO): microtubule binding
Source: RefSeq, a predicted model, not a curated record